GCCAGGUCCUGGAAGAGGAGACCUGUGGCUGGGGCAGCCCCGGGCUCCGUGAGAUGGAGCCGCGGGUCGGGGACAGCAGGGCCGGCGAAGCCGAGCAGCUCGCAGGCGGGCACAGUGCAGGCGGCCUCGCCGCUCGGGGACCCAGGGUCUCGGCGGCCCUGGCGGCCUCCCGCUGGAAGCUCUUGCGCCAGGUUCUGAGGCAGCACCAACUGGAUGAUUGUCUGCGGCAUGUGUCUGUCCGAAGAUUUGAAUCAUUUAAUCUAUUUGCUGUAACAGAAGCUAAAAAAGGGGAGACUGAAGAGGAGACGGGUACAUGGGUCCAAUAUACAAGUAUCUUCUAUCCUGAAUACAGUAUCUCCUUAAGGCGUAAUAAUGGAUCCUUGAAUGUUGAAGAUGUUCUUACCAGCUUUGACAACACAGGAAAUGUUUGCAUUUGGCCAUCGGAAGAGGUCCUAGCUUACUACGCCCUCAAGCACAAGGAGAUGUUCAGAGACCUUGCUGUGUGUGAGCUAGGGGGUGGCAUGACAUGCUUGGCUGGGCUCAUGGUUGCUAUUUCUGCCGAUGUCAAAGAAGUUCUGUUAACUGAUGGGAAUGAAAAGGCCAUCAGAAAUGUGCGCGACAUCAUCACAAGGAACCAGAAGGCUGGUGUGUUCAAGACUCAGAAGAUAGAAAGCUGCAUUUUACGAUGGGAUAAUGAGACAGAUGUCUCUCAACUGGAAGGACAUUUUGACAUUGUUAUGUGUGCUGACUGCCUGUUUCUGGACCAGUACAGAGCCAGCCUUGUUGAUGCAAUAAAGAGAUUACUCCGGCCCAGGGGGAAAGCCAUGGUCUUCGCCCCGCUCCGAGGGAACACCGUCAACCAGUUUUGCAAUCUAGCCGGAAAAGCGGGUUUCUCUGUCCAAAGACAUGAACAUUAUGAUGAACACAUUUCAAACUUCCACUCCAAGUUGAAAAAGGAAAACCAGGAUAUAUAUGAAGAAAACCUUCACUACCCGCUUCUGCUUCUUUUAACCAAAACUGGAUAGAAGAUUAAGGUCUUCAAGGGGAAAUGGGAACACCCAGCACACAAUAGAAGGUUUUUCACAAAAACUGAAACCUAUACUGUAUCAUACUCAAUGAGCCGCCAGCUCCUGGAUUAGAAGGUCCCCAGGACGGAGCCCCCCACCCCUCAGCGACAAGUGUGGGCUCUGGAGUCCUCCUGCCGUCACCCACGAUUCCCCAGACAACCUCCAGCUCCCUGCCUCUGGCUGCUUGUUGCUUUCCCUGCACCAAAGCUUGGUGCGUCCUUAAACAUGUUUAAAGCAGCCUCUUUGAUAUUUGAAGAAUUGAACUUGUGAGCAACCUAAAUAUUUCUCCCUGGUAACUAAGACACAAUUCACUUUGCAGGAACACUCCACCCCCCACCCCCCACCAUCUUGUAAAUGUACCUCUUUGUCCUGUUUUUUGGUAGGAGCCCUUUUCUAACCUGUAAACACAGCAAACAUCAUGAUAUUUUUCCCCCUGGUUUAAAAAAAUAAGUAAAGUCCAUCUUUCCAAUCUCCUUCCAAUUAACUGUAUUAAAUCUACCAUCUCUUUCUCUCA
Echinops telfairi (small Madagascar hedgehog) is the source of this 1581-nucleotide messenger RNA. RefSeq names its product calmodulin-lysine N-methyltransferase (gene CAMKMT). Gene Ontology annotation, molecular function: calmodulin-lysine N-methyltransferase activity. Lineage: Eukaryota; Metazoa; Chordata; Mammalia; Afrosoricida; Tenrecidae. The transcript has 11 exons. Gene Ontology annotation, cellular component: cytoplasm. The record is from RefSeq and is a predicted model, not a curated record. The coding region runs from base 54 to 1025 and encodes 323 amino acids.